Molecule: messenger RNA, 557 nt
Organism: Argentina anserina (silverweed cinquefoil)
Lineage: Eukaryota; Viridiplantae; Streptophyta; Magnoliopsida; Rosales; Rosaceae
Product: probable calcium-binding protein CML27
Exons: 1
Coding region: 48-557 (169 amino acids)
Molecular function (GO): calcium ion binding
Source: RefSeq, a predicted model, not a curated record
UUCUCUCUCCCAAAUCACCCAAUUUCUCAGAGCUUCAAAUUCCAUCUAUGGCUUCCAACGGAACCCCAACCCCCGCCGCCGCCGCCGACCACUCCAAACCCGUCGUCACCGACGAGGUCCGCCGCGUCUUCCAGAGCUUCGACGCCAACGGCGACGGCAAGAUCUCCGUCUCCGAGCUCGGCAACGUCCUCAAGGCCCUGGGCUCCAACGUCCCCGAGGACGAGCUCGAGCGCGUGAUGGUCGACCUCGACACCGACCACGACGGCUUCAUCUGCCUCGACGAGUUCAACGCCUUCUGGGUGGCCGGCUCCCCCGACGGCAGCUCCGCCGGGCUCAAGGACGCCUUCGAUCUCUACGACCAGGACCGCAACGGCCUCAUCUCCGCCGAGGAGCUCCACCUCGUCCUCAACCGCCUCCAGAUGAAGUGCUCCGUCGAGGACUGCAGCCGCAUGAUCAAGUCCGUCGACGGCGACGGCGACGGCAAUGUGAAUUUCGAGGAGUUCAAGGUGAUGAUGAGCAACAACGCCGCCGGCACCGUUACUUCUAACGGCGCAUGA